CCGCCCUUCUUCCUGGUUGUCUGCUGGCCACAACGUUAAUCGUGCAGACUUCAUCCACACUUGAGUCUUUUCCGUCCCCCUUUGCAAAGUCAUGGCAGCCAGCAACGGCCCAGUGGUGGUCCUCCUCCUCCUGCUAGUCAUCCUCGUAGCCCUCCUGAGCUUCCUCUACUGGCGCCUGAACAGGGACACCAACGGCCAGUAUACGGUGCGCGAGAUGGUCCUCGGCAAGGACGGCCUCCGCGACCGGAUGGUGUCCGGGGUGGCCGCCAUGGAGACCAGGCUGGGCGUGAACCUGUUGCCCAGGCCGAGGACUGGUGACGAUGGCGACGGCGAGGACGCACGGGAUCAGGGGAGCAGCGGACAGUUGGUGCGCGACCGAGACCUAGAGAAAGGUGGCUCGAGUCAGGUGGAGGAGGAAGAGCGGAGGAGGAGGAAGGAGGAGGAGGAGGAGCAGAGGGCCGAUGGAAGAGCUGAGAACGGACAUACAGACCGCAGACAAGAGGAAGAGGAAGAAGACGAAGAGGAAGACUCUGAGGAUGACUAUUCCAGCAUGGGUGGCACGGACCUGCGGGUAAGGGCCAAGCUGAUGGAGGAGGUUGAUGAGGAGGUGGAGGAGCAGGAGAGGGACAAGCGAGAAGGCGGAGGAGAGGAGGAGAAGACCAGGAAGGAGGGAGAUGAGGAGAAGGAGGAGGGAGAGAAGAGGGGCUUGCUUGUCAACCUUCAGGAGUUUUCGGGCAGUGCCAUUUGGUCAGGGGAGACAAAGGAGGCGGAGGAGGACAUGGACACUGACCUGACAGCACUGUGAUGGACAUCAGGGGAGAGCGGAAAUGCAACAGUGUUAAUUCAACACUUAGAGAGUAGGUUAUUGAGUACCGUGGGACCAAAUACACUUUAGAACAGGGAUGGGCAACUUUUAUGAUGAGGAGGGCCAAGUUUUUUUUCAUCUCCACCAUCGGAGGGCCACAUGACAACAGAUCUGACGCCAAUUCGCAGAGUUGGAGGUGCUGUUUGUUGCUCACUGACUGCCCAUAUUGUUUGGAAGGAAUAUAAUACUCUAUGCUCAAUACUCUAUUGGCCAACAGUAUAAUUACAAAAAAAUAUUCAGUAGUCGUUUAAAAAAAUAUAUGGUCAUUAUUUUUAAACUUAGGCCUACUGUUUUAUCUACGGGCCGCAUUGAGUGAGGAGGCGGGCCGCAUGUGGUCCUUGGGCUAUGUUGCCCAUCCCAGCUUUAGAAGAUAUUAAAUCGACUCUCUGAGUGUUGAAUUAACACUGCAUUUGACUGUAAGGGAACUGAAGGAGAAGGACAAGAGAGAGAGAGAGACAGACAGACAGAAAGACAGACAGACAGACAGACAGACAGGCAGAUGGAUUUACAAAGUGUUCCAGGCCUUUUUGAUGUUUUGUUCUUCUAUGAAUAUUGUCCCAUUUUCUUUAAUUUGUAAAUAAUUAAUAGGUGGAAAAUUACACACUUCUUGCCUCUUUGUUAUUUGUUGGUCUAUUCAAAUAUUUUUAAGAUUUGUUUUCAUAUGCAGUUUUCUGUGUAGGCUGUAAGAAAGCUGAAUUUUUCAUAACAUGAUUCCAUGACUGAUUUACAUGCCUAUGAUUGAUUAACAGCUCAAGCCCACUUCUUCAUCUUUCUAAAAUGUUGGUGAUGUAUUUCUCAUUUUCAUUCACAUCAUUUCAACUGCGGCCUAAAACAGUAGGCCUGUUCCGACUGCAGGUGUCUAGGCAAAGCCUAUUGCCCAAUUUUGAGCUUUAAGUAUAGGCCUACAGUGUGUUUGUACAUGAUUGUUACAAUUAUUUGUAAGCUUUAGUUGACAUAUCAUAGUUAGCACUUUUAUGCCGAAUUUACCUGACAGAGCUAUGUAAGCUAUGUAACAUCACAGUUGUAAAUAUAUAUGAAUAAAGCUUCUAGCCUGGUUAUUUUCUGUACAUAGAAUGAUAGUGAAGAGUUAGUCCAGUGGCUAACAGCCAAACAAAUAGGUGUGUUGGCUAUUUAAAAAAAGAUUUUAUGCAUAGGAUUCAUCUGUGAUAGGCCUAU
Messenger RNA from Engraulis encrasicolus (European anchovy), 2041 nucleotides. RefSeq names its product cilia- and flagella-associated protein 251. The record is from RefSeq and is a predicted model, not a curated record. The transcript has 3 exons. NCBI's taxonomy places the organism in Eukaryota, Metazoa, Chordata, Actinopteri, Clupeiformes, Engraulidae. The coding region runs from base 92 to 805 and encodes 237 amino acids.